Molecule: messenger RNA, 4739 nt
Organism: Acanthopagrus latus (yellowfin seabream)
Lineage: Eukaryota; Metazoa; Chordata; Actinopteri; Spariformes; Sparidae
Product: protein tweety homolog 3-like
Exons: 15
Coding region: 199-1863 (554 amino acids)
Cellular component (GO): plasma membrane
Molecular function (GO): intracellularly calcium-gated chloride channel activity; volume-sensitive chloride channel activity
Source: RefSeq, a predicted model, not a curated record
GUUGAUGCAGCAGCGCACGGCUGUGGUGCUCAAAUCCACCACCGGAGCUGGGAAGACAAUAGGUGAAAUACACCCCGCCGGCCGGGACUCCCAAGACUGCACUAAAAAACGAGGGUCUGCAUCCGCUUCGGCUUCACUAGUGUCCGUGUGAGGAAUCGGGUUAGAGUGAAGUGAGACCCGGCAGGUAGCUGGAUCAGGAUGGCGGCCGUAGUGAACUACUCUCCACCCUGGUGGGUGAACCUGCUUCACCGAAUGCCCCAUUUCAACAUGGAAUUCCAGCUUGUGAGCAGUGACUUCAGGCCAGAGGACUCUGAGUACCAGAAGUCCAUUUUGCUGCUCGGUGCUGUGGCAUUGCUGUGUCUGGGCCUGGACCUCCUCUUCCUCCUCUUCUAUUCAUUCUGGCUUUGCUGCCGGCGACGCAAGAGUGACGAUUCCUCGCACUCCCACUCCCACUCCCAGCAGCCCAGCGCCGACUGCUGCUGCACCGCCUGGUGCGUCAUCAUCGCCACGCUCGUCUGCAGUGCUGGGAUCGCUGUAGGCUUCUAUGGAAAUGGGGAGUCGAGUGACGGAGCCAAUCGCUUGGCGUACUCCCUCCGUCAUGCCAACCGCACCGUAUCAGGGGUGGAGAAACUGGUGUCAGACAGCGCCCUAGCCUUAAACCAGACAGUGGAGGAGAACCUGGUCCAGUUGGAGACUGCCUUCCAGGAGCAGACAGACUACAUGUCCAUCGUCCAAAAGCUGCAGGGACAGCUGGACGAACUGGUGAGGCUGAUGGUGGAUGUUCCCUUCUGGUCCAAUACUGACAUUUCCCUGGAAGACUUGGCCCGCAAGACGGAGGCCUUUGAUUUUUACAGGUGGUUGGGUUACCUCAGCCUGCUGCUGUUUGAUGUCCUCAUUUGUCUUCUGGUGCUCUUCGGUCUGAUACGCAACUCCAGAGGCACUCUGAUUGGAGUGUGUCUGCUGGGUGUUUUGACACUGAUCAUCAGCUGGGGGUCUCUCGGUUUGGAACUGGCUGUCGCUGCUUCAGCCAGCGACUUUUGCGUUUCCCCGGAUACCUACGUCACCAGGGUAACCAAGGAAAAUGCUGUUAUCAACCAAGAUAUCCUGCAGUAUUACCUGAGGUGCAGCUCUGGCCAAAUUAACCCCUUCCAGCAGAGGCUGUCAGGGAGUCACAAAGCAUUGGUGGAGAUGCAGGAUGAUGUGGCAGAGCUACUGAGAUCAGCAACACGUGAUUAUGCCAACACCAAGGGGAGUCUCGAGCAAAUCCAGUCUGUGCUGAAUUCAACUGAGGUUGGUCUUCACCAGCUCACUGCUCUGGUCGACUGUCGCAGCCUACACAUGGACUACGUUCAGGCACUGACUGGGCUGUGUUAUGACGGGGUGGAGGGUCUCAUCUACCUGGUUCUCUUCUCCUUUGUCACUGCCCUCAUGUUCUCCUCCAUUGUGUGCAGCGUGCCACAUACCUGGCCGGGGAAGAGGACGGAUGAGGAAGACGGAGAAGACGAGUCGGGCGCCUCACGGGGCGGCGUGCACGAUAACCUGUACCGCGUUCACAUGCCCAGUCUCUACAGCUGUGGCUCCAGCUACGGUAGCGAAGCUAGCCUGCCAGCUACAGCCCACACUGUCAGCAAUGCCCCCGUCACUGAAUACAUGAGCCAGAACGCAAACUUUCAGAACCCUCGGUGUGAGAACACCCCCCUGAUUGGCAGGGAGUCCCCUCCACCCUCUUACACCUCAAGUAUGAGAGCAAAGUACCUGGCCACCAACCGACCGGACCAGAACCGACGCUCCGUUCCUAACGACCAACUGGACCCAUCUAGCCGGCCUCACCCCACUGCCCGACCACAGUCUUCAGUCCACUAGAGACCAGAUCCGCCCCAGUCCACCCAAGUACUGCCUGACUCCAGUUCUCACAGCCAAUGACAAGAUUAGUGCUCCGCAGAGCUCAACCAAGCCGAAGGGUUUUAAAGCACCAACAGGACCCCAGUUUGUCUAGGUCCACAGAAUUUCACCGCCCGGUUCACCAGAAACAACACAGCAAGCCAGGACUCAUCAACCAAGCACCUCAGCAAAGGACUGCACUUUGAAGGUCAACCUCUACUUCUCACCCAUAUUUAUCCCAAAAUUACAAAAAUGAUCUUCCUCUGCUCAUUCCACCACCGCUGUGAUGGAUCAGCCCACAUACCCGCAGUGCACAGCAGUUAAAGCGCCUUGGCUCCAUCUCCGGUUUCUUCUUCUACUUUUCAGUGCCCACCUCCUCCACUGGGGUCCGUACACUGCCCUCCAGUGGAGACAGCUAACCACUCAACCCCCUGACACUUUAACAUUCAGACCACACGCACAUGCACUCAAGUGCUCACACACAUGCAAACACACACACACACACACACACACACACACACACUGUACAGAGCUGUAAAUAGUAAACGUGUGCUUUACUCUGAUUUCAUGAAAAGUAGACUGUUGAAUCAUUACUGGUAAAUGUGGUGUGCUGCGUGUUUAUCAUGGAAAUCUUUGCUGUAUCUCUCAUACAAACAUACACAUCCGUAUAAAUAAUAAGCCAGUGAAUCAGAAAGCCAUGUUUAGGUAGAAAAAGUACCAACACAUCCACAUUCUCUUUAUCUUAACAUUGUUGUCUAACUAAGACUUGAAUCGUGAGCUUGAAAAAACUGUGUCUCUCUCCAUAUUUGUUUACGUGUACAUACAGUACACGCAACGAUUAAUGCAUUUUGAAUAUGAGCCAGGAACCUUGUCGUGGAAUACCUGUUUUUGAAUUCUGGGGAAUUGGAGGGAGAGACACGGGACAUAAGAAGGCUCAACUUGUGCCAAAAAACUCUGAAUAAUGAGGGAUGCCUGAUUCUGUCCUCCUACUGCCUCCAGACGUCUCAAAAAAGGGGAAAAGAAAAAAAAAAAAACUUCAUGUAGAAUGUUUUCCCUUUGACUGUAAAUAACAAGGGAACGGGAAAAAGACACUUGAAAAUGGAGUAAGACUCACUGAGAAUUGCAUUUACAAGGUGCUAUGUAUGUCAAGAUCCCAGAAGACGAUCAGGACUGAGGAGGGACGGGAAAAGUUUUUAUUAUUUUUAUGUUUUGUUUUCAUUCAGGGAAUAUUAAAAAAAAGUGUUAAAAAUAAAACAACUUUCCAUCAUUAAUGAAUGGAAGUCCCGAAAUCUGAAAAAAAACAUGUCCCUGGUAAUUAAUGUUACAUAAAAGUGUUUAAAAACAAGGAAAGUGGGUGUUUUUUAAAAUUUUAUUUUAUUUUAUUUUUUUUAUCAUAAGCUGGAAUUCGGGAUGUGAUACUGUGAUCAACUGUAGUAUUCUGUUUCUUCUUCUAUCUUCCUGUGCUUUUAUUUUGUUAACCGGUGACCUUGGAUGGACCCUUAGCCAUCAGCAGUCUUUAGAUUUCUUGAUUUUUAUUUUAUUUUUUUACCCACAAGCACAAAUUCUCUCUGACUUUGCGAGACGGAGAAGUAAACCUGCCCUGGACACUGCCAGUGGUGUUUCCUCCCGCUCUAGAAACUCUGUACAGUGUAUAAAAACUGUAUCCGUGAACCCGUGUGUGUGACAUCACUGCGGCGUGAUUGGCUAUUGCUCUAUCUCGGUGUUACUGUGUGUAAGUACAGUGAUAGGUGUGUUUGACUGGCAGCAAGCAAAAAGGGGCCAGCCUAUCUAAGCCUGAGUCAUUUCCACACAGACGCCACGCAUGCCCUCAUACACACACACAUACACACACACACACACACACACACACACACACACACACACACACACUGAAACACACACAGAUACACACACACACGCUGUACAGACAUUCAGUACUUCUUAUAAUCCAUCCUUCUCUCCCGACUUUGUCCUGUUUACAUUCCCCUGUAGAGCUGUAGUAACCACGUGCCCUCCCACAGCUGUGACACUCAUAACCAUUUGCAUUAUGGGUGAUGUAGUAGGUAGAAACCUGGAAUCUAGUGAUUAGCCGAGUGAGCAGAGCCCUAACAUCCAAACACCUUUCAACCACCAUUCCUGUACAGCAUUUUAAUAUGUUAUUAUUAAUCAAUGACCACUUCUCGUAUUAGCGAGACAAUCUUACAUGUGUGAUUUUACUAGAAAGAAAAAUGUCCAUGUUAUGGUAACAAUGCUACCUAUGGUCUAGUACUUUGCAGUGUUUUUUGCACCAUCGAUGCAAACGAUGUUAAGAUCCGUGCGACUAGUCACUGAUUAAUGGCCUUUCAUAAUGUUUUUAAACUCUUACAACACUCUUCAUAUCACAACAUGUUCUUUUUUUUAUUUUUCUCUGUCUUGUAAAGAUCAAACUUAAAGAUAAAAUAAUAGCUAGCUGUUUUGUAGGAGCAUAAAGGCAAGAGCAGCGUUUUUCCUCUCUUAUUAAUGGUGAAUGACUCUCUGUCUUGCAAUGUUUUAAUAAAACUAUUCCAGUGUCCUCUGCACACCUGACGUAAAGUUAUAUUUGAACUCCUGUGCAAUGCUUUCUGGGAUUUCAACCAAUCGGAUACAGUGUGUCUCGCUCACGUUAAAGAGUCAGUAUUGUUUGUGUGUAUGUGCGGCAUUUGCAGGACUUCAAAUACACUUCUGUACAGAUGUGACAGACAAUGUUUUCUAUGGCUGUUUUUAUUUUCUGAUGGUUUAACUAAGAUAUUAAUGAUGUACAUGUCAAAACUGUGGUAAUGAUAUCAUUCAGCCUGGAAUAAAUGUUUUAAAAAAAAGAAAUUAAAGCAACUUUAACGUAC